AUGUAUACCCGUCCGAUACCGAAAACAGUACAUCCCUCGCCUAGAGGGAGAUACGAAAAAAAAUCAAGACGAAAAACACGGGAAGAUCGAUACAUUCCGAAGGACAUAGCAAGAGAUAAAUAUUCCACAAGUAGCGCCAAAGGCCCCUCCGUCAAGAAACCUCAAAAAACAAAACAUUCGAAACGUAAGCAUGGAAAGAACCUUGAAGAGGAGUUCACUGCCGCAAAUGUGUCGCAGGAUCGCCUUACGGUACGAGCAUUAUAUUCUAACCCUAAAUACAAUAUUGACUGUUUCGAAUCGAAGCUCAGCCCCAGUUUUGAUGUCGGUUUGUUUGCCCGUGGACGUGCUUCUUCUCCAAUACGUCGAUUCGAAUUGCCCGACCUCACGUUUUCAGAAAUGAAAUUCUUAUCGCGCCCUGCUAAGCAGAAUGGUACUUUAGGCAGCACCCAGGUUAAUAAGCCUUCGACAUCAAACAAGCCUCCAAUCUUAGACAUAUCAGAGUAUUUUUCUCAGCCACAACCAGCAAACGAUACCAAAAAAUUACAUUCUUCCCUUUCUUUACUACCAACUGCAGACCCUUUGACAAGCCAAUGCCACUCUUCCUUUACAGGAAAUAUCAGGCCUACACAAACACAUGAAUUUAUCACAUCAGACCCACAACUGGGUUCAAAAAUAUGUGAUCCUCCUAAAUUGAAACAAAAAAGCAGAUCUUCAAGCUGUUUCUCCUGGUCUGACUCUGAACGAACUCCUGGGCCAGGACCCCAAACUGAAAGAUUAUCACAACUUAGUGAAGCAGGGCUGCAGAGAAACGCACCAGGUGACAUUGUGGAAGGUAUACCCCAUGUAACGGAUACAACAGGAAGUUCAUUGCCCAUGGAUGAGUUUCAAUAUGACCCCUUCCUACUGUCAAGGGUCUAUGAUAUGGUCUUCAAAAAUGCCUAUCUUGAUCAGACUCAACAGCAAUUUAUGCAAAGAUCUGAUUCAGAAUGUUUUUGUCUAGAGGAUUUACAGAAGCUAGCGAAUCCAUCCUUCACGUCAAUUGCGAUAUUAGAAACAGAAGAUAAGCCAAGCUCUCACAACCCUAUACAUACGGAAACUUCGAAUGAUAACCAAGCCAAUCCCUCCAGUAUAAACGAUCCCUCAAGCAACAUUAUUUCGAGAAAUAUUGGAACCAAUACAGAUAACCUGGUUGAAAUUCGCGAGGGGCUGAACCCCGAUCUUCCAGCUCCUAAUCCCAGCAAAACAAAUUAUGGUGCCACAUUAAACGACAACGGCAAUGUAACUAGUCGUCACGACACGAAUUCCCUAAAAAAAGAUGAAAUAACUCGCCCUACGGCUGACAUACCGAGUCCUAUGGGAUAUGAAGAUGAUCAGAAAUUUCUUCCCGAUAUCUCUCGUAGUUCUUGCCAAACUUACAGGGCUCAAGUUCCCGCGUCUUUCUCAGUACGAUUAAACUCUCCUAGGAUGGGCUUUUCGACCCUGGGCGUCAAACGACCUUUUUCACCAGAAUUUGAUGAGUAUGAUGGGCAUUUUGACACACCUUCAAAGAAUCCAGCUUUCGAUUUGCCUUGCAAUGACUUUAACGGGUCGAAUACUCUGGAUUCUAUAAUAUUCAAUGAGUUAAUAGAGGACGGCCACACAUCUGGACAAUCGAUUGGGUUUGGAUGUCCAGAGACCCCCUAUAUUAACAUGAUAAACAAUCAUCAACCCCAAUAUGCCAACGAAUUCGAUGGGAGUGCCCAAAUGAUGACUCUUGGAAACACCAAUACUCAAACUUUAUCGUUAGCUGCUGCUCAAGGUGAUGUUAUACAAAGAACUCUCAAUAUUCCCUCGUCCUUGGACCUGUCGUCAUUUUGGCGUCCGAAUAAGCUAUAUUAG
Messenger RNA from Ophidiomyces ophidiicola, 1878 nucleotides. RefSeq lists its product as uncharacterized. The record is from RefSeq and is a predicted model, not a curated record. The transcript is spliced from 3 exons. The coding region runs from base 1 to 1878 and encodes 625 amino acids. Lineage: Eukaryota; Fungi; Ascomycota; Eurotiomycetes; Onygenales; Onygenaceae.